This is a messenger RNA of Aspergillus saccharolyticus JOP 1030-1, 1176 nucleotides long. RefSeq names its product mannose-1-phosphate guanyltransferase. The transcript has 4 exons. Lineage: Eukaryota; Fungi; Ascomycota; Eurotiomycetes; Eurotiales; Aspergillaceae. Gene Ontology annotation, biological process: cell wall mannoprotein biosynthetic process; GDP-mannose biosynthetic process. Gene Ontology annotation, molecular function: mannose-1-phosphate guanylyltransferase (GTP) activity; GTP binding. Gene Ontology annotation, cellular component: cytoplasm. The record is from RefSeq and is a predicted model, not a curated record. The coding region runs from base 91 to 1089 and encodes 332 amino acids.
GCUCUUAUUUUGGUCGGAGGUUUCGGUACCCGUCUGCGUCCCUUGACCUUGACGCUUCCCAAGCCGUUGGUGGAGUUCGCCAAUCGGCCCAUGAUCUUGCACCAGGUCGAAAGCUUGGCUGCUGCAGGUGUCACGGACAUCGUCCUGGCUGUCAACUACCGUCCCGAUGUCAUGGUUGCCGCUCUUAAAAAAUACGAGGAACAAUACAACGUCCGAAUUGAGUUCUCCGUGGAAUCCGAACCUCUGGGCACCGCCGGUCCCCUGAAGCUGGCCGAAAAGAUCUUGGGCAAGGACGACACACCAUUCUUCGUUCUGAACUCCGAUAUAAUCUGCGACUACCCCUUCAAGGAGCUUGCUGAGUUUCAUAAGAGCCAUGGUAACGAGGGUACCAUUGUCGUCACCAAGGUGGACGAGCCCUCCAAAUACGGUGUCGUCGUUCACAAGCCGAAUCACCCCAGCCGGAUCGAUCGGUUCGUCGAGAAGCCCGUUGAAUUCGUCGGCAACCGUAUCAAUGCCGGUAUCUAUAUCUUAAACCCCAGUGUGCUGAACCGCAUCGAGCUGCGCCCUACCUCUAUUGAGCAAGAGACCUUCCCCGCCAUUGUGAAGGAUGGCCAACUGCAUUCCUUUGACUUGGAGGGCUUUUGGAUGGAUGUUGGUCAGCCUAAGGACUUCCUUAGCGGAACCUGUCUCUACUUGACGUCCCUGGCGAAGCGCAAUUCCAAGCUGCUUGCCCCUAGCAGUGAGCCCUACGUCUACGGCGGAAACGUUAUGGUCGACCCAUCCGCCAAGAUUGGCAAGAACUGUCGCAUUGGCCCCAAUGUUGUCAUUGGUCCCAACGUUGUGAUCGGUGACGGUGUGCGCUUGCAGCGCUGUGUUCUCAUGGAGAACAGCAAGGUCAAGGAUCACGCAUGGGUCAAAUCUACCAUUGUCGGAUGGAACAGCUCUGUUGGUCGGUGGGCUCGUUUGGAAAAUGUCACAGUGCUUGGUGACGAUGUCACCAUCGCUGAUGAAGUUUACGUGAACGGUGGCUCGAUUCUGCCUCACAAGAGCAUCAAGCAGAACAUUGAUGUCCCUGCGAUUAUUAUGUAAAAGUCCCUCUUCACGUCGCCACGCCUCUACUCACCUCUAUAAAAUCCGCCCUUCUCCCCCGAUGCUCAGACGCGUUAGAAAUUCGUG